Messenger RNA from Anisakis simplex (herring worm), 1563 nucleotides. NCBI's taxonomy places the organism in Eukaryota, Metazoa, Nematoda, Chromadorea, Rhabditida, Anisakidae. The record is from the annotation of a GenBank genome assembly.
AUGGCUAAGUCUGAGCCCGAGCCAAUUGCUCUUGAUGGUCCGUUGAGGGAAUAUCGCCGAAAGGCCACUUUUGACUGGUAUAAGCUGAAAGUAUUCCUGGAAGGUGAAGAGAGCGUUCAUUUCAAGGAGCGAUGCUACAAAAUCCUUGAAAAGGACGCUUUAUUUGAACGUAAUUGGCGAUCACUUACCGUAGACGAGAGUCGCGAGCUGAAUUUCAAAAGAUGGAAAAAAAUUAUGGAAUAUGCAUUCAUUGAUGAGAAUGAAUCAAUUCAGUCGUUACUUAACAGCGAUAAUGAAAACACAUAUAGAUUGCUGGAUUUGCUAGACAUUCUCGAAGCUUACGAUCAAGGUUUAUCGGCCAGAUUCGCCGUCACAAGAAUUGGCUUUUUCACAACUUUACUAACAUUGGGAACUGAGCGACAUAUGCCUCUACUAGAGAAAUGUAUCAAUAAUGAGAUUGUUGGAUGUUUUUGCUUAACAGAACUCGCACACGGUUCGAAUGCGAAUCAGAUUCAAACAGAAUGUCAUUCAGCAACACACGCAAUUGUAUUUGCUCAAUUGUUUCUGCCAAAUGACAGUCAAAGUAGAGGUGUGCAUGCAUUUUGUGUUCAAAUUCGUGAUUUGGUGUCACUUGAACCCUUCGACGGCGUUGAAAUCGGUGAUAUCGGUGAAAAAUCCGGAGAUUGGAACGGUUUUGAAAAUGGAUGGAUUAAAUUCAAUUCGUACACGAAUCAACGAGAUCAGUUAUCAGCCAUGUUUGGCGCGCUGUCGAUCGGGCGCAUUGGUAUAAUUGGUAAAGGUGCAGUCGCGACAAAUUUGGCUGCUGUUAUCUCAAAUUUGAGAGUAUUUGCUCGCUUAGUAUUUUUGAUGGAAUUUAAGGAAGCACUCACAAGAGAGAUUCAUGCUUUAUCAAGUGCCACCAAAGCGAUAUCAACAUGGGCUGCAGUUGAUUGUUUGUCUGAGGCUCGUUCUGCGUGUGGAGGGCAUGGAUUUCUGAAAUGUUCUCGACUGAAUGAUCUUCGCGAUUCAUUCGAUGCAGCACAGUCAUUCGAAGGUGAAAAUAACGUAUUGCUGCAGCAAACUGCAAAAAUCCUCUUAUCGAUGCUUAAACAAACUGAACAUCUUCCUGAAACACCACUGAAUUCAUUCGCAUUCUUGAAACGACCUCCAACUGCUUUCAGCGGAUGGACUCAUGAUAUCAUUACAGAUGUUAAACACGCUUACCACUGGCUAAUAAUCUAUCUGGCUGAACGAAGUCAACAGAAAAUCGACUCGAAUAAAGCGUCGGGAAUGAAUGAAACAGAGGCAUUCAAUAAUGCGCAACCAGCUGAUUACUGUAAGCCGUUGGCAGUGGCGUACGGUGAGCGAACGAUGAUUGGGUGGUGCAGCGAUACCGUAAACCAACUAGCACCGUCUCCUUUACAAGACGUUCUCCAUCAAAUUCUAGUGGUCUACGCACUUUUCACCAUUCGCAAACAUAUUGCAACGCUUUACAUUGGUUGGUUUUCGCUGAUAUUAUUAUCGUUUGAUUAUUUGGUUAUGUUUCGACCCAUUUGUGCUUGA